AUGAGUCAAAUUGAAACAACAGAAAAUCACUCAGUUGCAAAUAAGGAUCAUCAAAAAAAAGCUAAGGAAAAACGUAGUAAGGAGGAGGAAGGAAAAUGUCUUCCUAUCACGACAAUUAUCAAGUUAAUAAUUACCAUAUUUUUCUGGUUAUUGUGUAUUGGUAUUUUCAUUUGGUACGUGGUAGACAGUGUGGAAGUUUAUUUGGUUGCCUUACCGGUAACUUCCAUGUCGUACCAGAAGUAUGAAAGUAUUCCCUAUCCAGCCGUAACAGUGUGUAACUUUAAUGCUCUAAUCGAUUGUACAACAUGUGGUCUUUCCCUUCACAAAACUUAUUCAGUGAAUGCAUCAACCGGAACACCAGAGGAGGCUACCAUUCCAAACAAGUAUGUGGAAAUUGAUGCUGGUGUUGGAGGAUUAUUCAGAUGCAUUACUUUCAACAAUAAUUCGGCACUUCAUGCUGCUGAAGAAAUUGGUUAUUCGGGCUCAUAUUCUUUGUAUUUUCACGUUCCAAAGAUGGCUACCGAUAGAAAUAAUAGAUACGGACUUCAAGUAUCAUUCCAUGAACCAGGAACAACUCCUGAUGUUUUUGCAGAGACAAACUUUUGUUUGGAAGAGGCUGACAAUAGCUUUGUUCUUAGUAAGGUUAGAACUCAGAGAGUGAAAGCCACAAAAGAAGAACCAAAUUUAGAAAGUGUUAGAUGGUCAUUUCAAAGAUCUUCCAUUGCCCUAGCAAAGAAAGUUGAAGGGCUCAUUGUUAUUUCCUUCUCUUAUGGAACUUUGAAUGAAUCUAAAAAUAAGGAAGUUAGAACUGCAACCAUUGAAAAGAUUCUGGGUGAAAUCAGUGCUAUCUUGGUAGCCUUAAUGGGUAUUGAUGGUUUAAAGUUCUUCAAUGCUGUCAUUGAACUUGGAUAUUCAUUUAAAAAGAAGACUUUGAUGAAUGUUUGGAAGAUUUUCAACAAGGGAAGGUGGUAA
Molecule: messenger RNA, 972 nt
Organism: Naegleria gruberi
Lineage: Eukaryota; Heterolobosea; Eutetramitea; Acrasida; Naegleriidae
Exons: 3
Coding region: 1-972 (323 amino acids)
Source: RefSeq, a predicted model, not a curated record